GUCUUAAAAGAAGAUCUCCCCCGUACAAGGCCAUUUAACGAUAUAAUAGUAUGUCCCAUCAAGUUACGGAUUUCCUAAGUUGGGACUUGUUGCGCCUUGCUUGGGAAGACCUGCCUAUGGAGACGAAAGCUUUCCUCCGGAGCUACAUAAAAGACGUAAAAUCGGAUCGUUUGGAGUCACACGUUAAGCAUAUAGCAAACGCGGGAUGGGACAGAGUGCGAUAUCCGUGCUUUGGUAUGCUAUCUUUCGUGGAUUUUGAUCUGUCUAGAUCCCCAGUCUAUGACGAAAUAAUAUCCAACCUCAAAGCGUCCUCGAUCAUGCUAGACCUGGGGUGCGGCCUCGGUCAGGAAAUACGUCGGUUGGUGUAUGAUGGCGCCCCAGCUGAGAACAUUGUCGGUUUAGACAAAGACAAGUACUUUAUAGAACUCGGUUUUGAAUUUUUUCGGGAUAAGGCUACAUUAAACUCGACAUUCCUAGUGGAUGACUUUUUGAAGCCUAGUCCAAAGCUUGCCCAAUUAGCUGGCCACAUACGUGUCAUAAACUCCGGUUACUUCCUGCAUUUAUGGGACUGGAAAGGACAGGUUAGCGUUGCUAAAUGCAUCAUUGGCUAUCUUUCUCUGCAAGAAGGUGACCUGAUCACCGGUGUCCAAUUUGGGAAAGAAGAUGCUGGUCUUUGGAAGGUACCAACUCUUGACUAUUCCAUUUUGCUACACAACUCAGCCAGCUUUGCACACAUGUGGAAUCAGAUUGGGGAAGAAACUGGCACUAGAUGGCUGGUUUGGUCCACGAGCGACCGUGAGGGAACGCAUGACAAAUUGGCUGCUAAGGGUUUUCGUUUGCGAUGGUACGUGCGGUAUAAAGGAAAGCAGUCUCAAACUGUACAGGGUGAAAACUUUAGUCUUAAGCAAGUAGACCAGGAACGCUCAGAUUGCCCGUCGCCUCAAGUCGGAAAGAAUUGAGACUGAGAUGAGCACUGCAU
Messenger RNA from Aspergillus vadensis CBS 113365, 979 nucleotides. RefSeq names its product class I SAM-dependent methyltransferase. The record is from RefSeq and is a predicted model, not a curated record. The transcript has 2 exons. Lineage: Eukaryota; Fungi; Ascomycota; Eurotiomycetes; Eurotiales; Aspergillaceae. The coding region runs from base 51 to 959 and encodes 302 amino acids.